Lactuca saligna is the source of this 561-nucleotide messenger RNA. NCBI's taxonomy places the organism in Eukaryota, Viridiplantae, Streptophyta, Magnoliopsida, Asterales, Asteraceae. The record is from the annotation of a GenBank genome assembly.
AUGCAUCUUCUUGUUCUAGCAAAAGUAAAACUAUUAGGGUUAUCUAAGUUGCAUCGAUUUACUACUACACCACUUCUAGCCACCUUGAUAUGGCCCUUCUUCUUGAAAGUUAUGUUGAGUUUGAGACCAAUCCAAGACAUUGUCCGGACCAUGGUUCAUGAUUCAAGACUUUUCAUCUUUCAGCUGAACAGAAUCAUCACUUUACAAGAUGAUAAUGAAGGAGAAAGAAGAUGGGGUCGAUUUCGUCGACUGGUUUAUGACAGGUUGGUUGAUGUUGGGAGAAUCAAAAUGGAGUCAUGCCAUUUACGAGAGGCGAUAGAAUUGAUAGAACUGAAGUAUCUAAAAUUGAGAUUCAAAGAAUCUUACUACCUUUCCAAUGAGAUUUCUCCAUUACACGAUGGACAAUAUAUCGUUCAGUUUCAAACCCUUCUAAACAACGGCGAUUUAAAUAUGUUCCGAAAGAUUGUCAAAGAAGAGCAAAUCGGGUCGACUCAUCCUGAAAUUCUAGUGAAUGAAUUUUAUAAAGGAGAUAUCGUGGAUGCAAACCAUAUGGAUGGGUGA